Messenger RNA from Paramecium sonneborni, 16468 nucleotides. The record is from the annotation of a GenBank genome assembly. Lineage: Eukaryota; Ciliophora; Oligohymenophorea; Peniculida; Parameciidae.
AUGUAAAAAGUGUGUGUCACCUUGUCAGAAUUGUUCAAGCAUCUCAACAUGCAAUACUUGUGUUUCUGGGUAUGUCUUUGACGGAAGUGAAUGUAAAUCAUGCGCUUUAGAAUGUGUUACUUGUAAUGGAUAGUUGAACUCUGAAUGUUAAAGUUGCAAGGAUACGUAUUAUCUUGAUGGAACUACAUGCAGAAGUAAUUUUUAAAAAAAUUAAUUUUAGAAUGUACUCAAAAUUGCUACUCAACUUGCUAAUUCGUAAAUAAUGUUGUGAAAUGUGAUGCUUGUGCUUCUGGAUAUUUUGGAAGUUCUUGCGAAUCAUGUUCUACAAACUGCAAAACUUGUGUUGACUAAGCAACUACUUGUACAUCUUGCACUAUUGGAUACUACCUAAUAAAUGAAACCUGUACUCAAUGCAAUCAACAUUGUGUAACAUGUGCUGAUGGAACAGGGGAAUGUUUGAGUUGCGAAUCUGGGUAUGUAGUUGAUGAAAACAAAAUAUGUGCAAGUAAUUUAGUAUCUCAACUUUAUAAUAGCUUGUUCAAAUUGUACUUGUGAAAAUGGUUAUUAUUACAACAGCACUGAUAAAUCAUGUAAGAAUUGUGAUGCAGCUUGUACAAAAUGUGAAGGAACUUCGAUAAAUUGUCAGACUUGUGGAAUUGGUUAUUAUUUAGAUAUUUCAACAUGCAAGAGUUGUAAUGCUCCUUGUAAUAUUUGUACUUCAAUAAAUAUUUGUACUUAUUGCAAUAGUGGAUACUUUUUAAAAAAUAAUAGUUGUUGGCUUUGUGAAUUCCCAUGUGUCAAUUGUUUAGAAGCCGGAAAUAUAAAUUGUUCCCUAUGCGAGACUGGAUAUUAUCUAGAUGAAUAAAUAUGCAAAAUAUGUGAUUCAGGUUGCAAAAAAUGUUCAGGCACUUCUAUAAACUGUUCAGAAUGUCAUAUUGGAUAUUAUUUAUCAGGGGCAACUUGUUCUCAGUGCUCAAACCAUUGUAAUGUUUGCGCAUCAGAAUCUCAUUGUUCUUAAUGUGAUACUGGAUAUGAAAUAGUAAAUGGUUUAUGUGUCGCAUGCUAAAAUAAUUAAUAUUACUUAAACUAAAAAUGUUUAUAAUGUGAAACUCCUUGUUAUUCUUGUUAAUAGACUGCAAUUCAUUGUACAACUUGCAUAGAUGGCUAUUACUUAUCAAUACAGUUAUGCUUUUAAUGUGAAUCACCGUGUAUCAAUUGUACAUCAUUAACUGAUUGUUUAUCCUGCAUAUCUGGAAAAUAUUUAAGUAAUAAAAAAUGUGAAAAUUGUGAAUAACCUUGUGCAACCUGUACUUCAUCAGGCACUAAAAAUUGUCAGUCUUGUUAAUCAGGUUAUUACUUAGAAAAUAAUUAAUGUAUUUAAUGCAAUGUUGCCCUUACAGCUUGUUUAAUUUGCAGUAGCAAAAUGAUUUGUUAAAACUGUGAUUCCACACAUUAUUUGAAUAAUGGGUAAUGUUUAGAAUGCUCAACAAAUUGUAAAUCAUGUUCUAGUCAAGAUACUUGUACCAGUUGCAUAGAUACUAAAUAUUUAGAAACCAACAGUUGUAAAUCAUGUUAGUCUCCUUGUCUGAAUUGUGUAGCAAGUUCAACCAAUUGCCUAAGUUGUGUAGAUUCGUAUUACCUUAAUUAGGUUUAUUGCAUUAGUAAUAUUUUUUUAUUAUUUUAGAAUGUAAGUCUCCAUGUUCAAAUUGUGCUAAUGAAAACACAUGUCUAAGUUGUGAAGCUGGAUAUUAUUUUUCAAAUGGGUUAUGUUCAAAAUGUGAUAAUGCAUGUUAAUUAUGUUCUGAUUCAGCAACUUAAUGUUCUCUUUGUCAAAGUGGAUAUUACUUAUCUGGAACAAAAUGCAUAGGUUGCGUGUCUCCUUGUUUAACUUGUUCGACAGACUCAUCUUGCAAUAGUUGUGUGAGCACAGCUUAUUACUAUUUUAAUAAUAAGUGUUUAACUUGCAAAUCACCAUGUUCAACUUGUAGUGGAGAAUUUUCUUGUUUAAGUUGCAUAAAUGGAUAUUAUUUAAAUGGAAGUAGUUGUAUUUUAUGUGUAAGUCCAUGCUAAAAUUGUCUUUCAUCAUAAAUAUGUAGUAGUUGUGUGGAUACUUAUUAUCUUAAAAAUUCUGUAUGCACAAAAUGCCCAACAGAAUGCAGAGAUAAUUGUAGUGUAGUAAAUAACUAGAUUUAAUGUAUGAGUUGUGCAGAUGGCUAUUUUAACAAUAAUUAAAAUUGUGUUUACUGCUCAACUAGCUGUAAGACUUGCUAAAACAUAGAAAGUGAAUGCACUUCAUGUGUAAUUGGAAAAUAUUUAUCUAAUUCAUAAUGUCUUGAUUGUUCAACAAAUUGCAUCGAAUGUGAAGCAAUUACUGGAAAUUGCAAAGUAUGUCAAAGUGGGUUCUCAAUUAAUGCAUUUUAUAAAUGCGCUGAAUGUUCAACUUGCAAUUGUCCUAAUGGAUAAUUUUAUGAUCAAAUAUAAAAUAAAUGUUCCAGUUGCGACUUAAGAUGUGAAUAAUGUUUCGGAGAGCUGGUUUCUUAAUGUAAGCAAUGCAUAAAUGGGUAUUAUAUUUAAGAUAGUACAUGUAUUUUAUGUGAAUCACCAUGCAUAAAUUGUACAUCUACAUUAGCUUGUUUAUCAUGCAUAAGCACAACUUAUUUGAGUGGAACAUCCUGUGUAACUUGUUAAUCUCCUUGUGUCAAAUGUUAAAGUGAAGGAAAUACUAAUUGUUAGGAAUGUGUUUCUGGAUAUUAUUUAAGUGUAAGUGUUUGUACUUAAUGUGAUGUAAAAUGUAAAACUUGUACAACUUAAAGUAUAUGCUAAUCCUGUGCAGAUGGAUUUUAUUUAAGUGGAACUAAAUGUGUUUAAUGUCCAGCAGGUUGCAUAGCUUGCACAAAUGAUACAACCUGUACAGGAUGCAGUUCUGACUAUUAUCUAGAUGGAAUAUGUAAAUAAUGUAGUGUUGGAUAAUUUAUAUUUAAUAACUCUUGUUCAUAAUGUGAAUCUCCUUGUGCUUCUUGUGUGAUAAAUGCUUCUAAUUGUUUAAGUUGCAUAGAUUUAUACUAUAAGCCAACAAAUUUAAAUACUUGUUAGGCAUGUGUUUCCCCUUGUAAAUUAUGUAGUUCAGAUUUUGCUUGUUUAUCAUGUCAUAGUGGUUAUUAUUACACAAGUUCAAAUAACACCUGCACCUCAUGCUCUUCCCCUUGUUUAACUUGUCAAACUGUAGGAAAUACUAAUUGUUAAUCAUGUGUGAUUGGAUAUUACUUAGAUGGAUAGAUAUGCAGAGAUUGCACUUCAUUGCCUUAUUGUGUGUAGUGCUCAAACUCGUCGGUUUGUACAAAAUGUGAUAGCACUCACUAUGUGAAUAAUGGUUAAUGUUUAACUUGUCAACCAAGAUGCUAUACUUGUGACAACUCUGCUACCUGCAAUAGUUGUUUAAGUGGUAGUUAUUUGAAUAGCUCUUUUACAUGUUUAACCUGUAAAUCUCCUUGUCUCACAUGUUCUGGAACAGAUGGUUUACUUUGCAGUUCUUGUGAAAGCAAAUACUAUCUUAAUGUAUCAUCAUGCACUUAAUGUGAUUCUCCUUGCAUAACUUGUACAACUGCUACUAGUUGUAGUUCUUGUAUUGAUGGAACUUACUUAAAUGGUAAGGAAUGUUUAAGUUGCAAUUUUGCUUGCAAAAAAUGUUCUGGAUCUGCUUCAACAUGCUCAUCUUGUUCAGAUGGAUAUUAUUUAAGUGCAACCUCAUGUUUAAAUUGUAUAGCUCCAUGUGCAACUUGCAUUGAACUCUCUACUAAAUGUUUAAGUUGUAAUACAUUAACAAAAUACUUGAUGAAUAACAUUUGUGAAAAUUGCGUCUCUCCAUGUGCAACUUGUUCUAGUGAAUCCUUUUGUUUAAGUUGUGUUUCAACCUUCUAUCUAAAUUCUUAAAAUACAUGUUAAUAAUGUGUAUCACCUUGUACUACUUGUACAACUUAAACUUCAUGUUUAUCCUGCAUAGAUGGCUAUUAUUUAUCAGGUACCCAAUGCUUAAUUUGUGACAAUAACUGCAGAACUUGCUGGAAUAAGGCUGAUUAUUGUAUGACUUGCACUUCAAGAUAAUUUUUGACUUCAGAAAAUAAAUGUUCACCUUGUACAUCUCCUUGUUCCUCUUGUAUUAAUUCAGCAACCUCUUGUACUUCUUGUUUAGAUCUAUUUUAUUAUGAAACUAAUAGUUGCAAGAGAUGUGUUUCCCCUUGUUGGACUUGUGAUUCAAUAAAUGUGUGCAAAUUAUGUUUGCAAGGUAAAUAUUAUGAUUAAACACAAAAAAACUGUCUUGAUUGUGAUAAAAAUUCAUGUAUUACUUGUACUGGUACUUCAACUACAUGUUUAAGUUGCGCUUCUGGUAAAUAUUUGGAAAAUAAUACUUGUAAAACAUGUGAUCCAAAAUGUGUUACUUGUACAAGUCUGGUGACCUGUUAAUCAUGUGCUGUUGGUUACUAUUAUAAUGGUUCAGAAUGUAUCGCUUGCACAUUACCUUGCAUUGAAUGUAACUCAGGCUCAAUUUGUACCAAAUGUUAAAAUGAUUUCUUUAGACUUAGCUUAAGUUAAUGCAUUAGUUGUGCUUCACCUUGUAGAACUUGUGACUAAGAUGUUUGUAAAACCUGUAUAAAUAAAUAUUAUUUUGAUCUUGUUGAAACAGAUACAACAAAAAAAUGUAAACUAUGUGUUAGUCCAUGUGACUUAUGUACAACUUUAAAUAGUUGUGUAUCUUGUGUUUCAGGAUUUUACUUAGAUGGAACAACUUGUGUUAAAUGUACUAAUAAUUGUAACACCUGUGAAACUGCUACAAGAUGUAUUACUUGUGUUAGUAAUUCAUUUUAUUUAUCUUCUACUAAUGCAUGCUUACCAUGUAGCAAUAUGGAUGCAUCUUGUUUGACUUGUAGUGCCUAGAACAGAUGUUUAACAUGCAAGGAAGGUUUUUAUAUAUAUACUCAAACUUAAAAUGGAAUUACUACCAGUACUUGCUAGGCUUGUUCAGUGAAAUGCUCAUCAUGCACACAGUCCUUAUCUUAAUGUUCAAGAUGUGCUGGUAAUAGAUAAAACACUCCAUAAUGCACAACCUGUCCAUAUGGUUUUUUUGAUGGUGGCUUAUUAAAUUGUGAAUAAUGCAAUACUAAAUAUUGUAUCACUUGUAGUGGAUCUGCCAAGAAUUGUCUUACCUGUAUAAAUUAAAGAAUCUAACCUCCAACCUGCUUCUGUAAACCUGGUACUUAUACUUCUGGAGAUGAUUGUAUUUAAUGUAUGGCUAAUUGUUCAUCUUGUACAACCUCUAAUUAAUGUACUUUAUGUAAUACUGGAUUCUAUUACAAAUAGAAUUGGGAUGGAUUAGGAAAUAAUAUUUGUACAAAUACAUGUGGUGAUUCCUUUUUUUAGGAUGUCAAUAACUAAUUAUGCAUCAGAUGUCCAAUUUCAAAUUGUAAAGUUUGUAUUUCAACUACUGACACUGGGUGCAUAUAAUGUCUUCCUUCAAUACCAUAAAGUGCUAAUGAUUCUAUGAAUAAUGUCUGUACAUCCACCACUUGCAGUUUGUAUUUACAAUAAUAAAGAUAAUGCUUGAUUUAAUGUUUACCUGGAUAUUAUAAGAAUACUGAUUUUGCUUGUGCAAUUUGUGAUAAAGCAUGCAAACAAUGUCAAGAUACUGCUUCAGCAUGUACAGAAUGCUACCCUAAUAUGUAUUUGUAAUAUACAGCAGGAUAAUCAGUGAAAGGCUUAUGUAUACCAGAAUGCUAGACAACAUUUUAUCAAAAGCCAUCAUCAAUUCCUACUGUUUCUGGAGGUAUAUGUGUUAGUUGCCAUUCAACUUGCAAGGAUUGCACUGAUGAUUAAGAAAUCUCUUGUAUUUCCUGUUCAGCUGGAAGAUUUUUACUCAAUAAAAGAUGUCUAACUAGUUGCGGAGAAAAUGCAGGGUUUGUAGCUAAUACUGAUACAAAUAGAUGUGAUUAAUGUGCAGCUAAUUGUACUUCAUGUACAUCAACUUCAGCUUAAAGAUGCACAAAAUGUGUAAGUACUCAUUUCUUUAUGUAAAACUAAUGUCUUGCUCAAUGCCCAUCAGGAUAAUUUGGAGAUCUAAACAAAGUCUGCUUAGCAUGUAACUCUUCUUGUUAAACAUGUGAUGGUCCUUAAGAUAAUAAUUGUUUGUCAUGUGGAGCAUCCAUCUUCUAUUUAGCUUCAACAAAAAGAUGCACAACAUUGUGCCCUGAUAAAUUUUAUGGCAAAACAGACACAUUUAGAUGUGAAAAUUGUAUAAAUGGUUGUCUAAAAUGCAUUAAUCCAAUAGAUUGCUAAUAUUGUGACGAAGGUUUCUUCCUUAAUACCUUAAAUAAUAUCAAUAAUUGCUUAGCUUAAUGUCCUGAUGGAUACUUUGGAGCAGUAACUGCUAGAGCAUGUAGGAUGUGUGAUCCUGGAUGUAAGACUUGCAGAGGCUCCACAUAAUCUGAUUGUAUUAUAUGUUCUGCUGGUAGAUUCAAUUAUUUGGGAGAUUGUAUUGCAACUUGCCCAGCUGGUACUUUUUUAGAUACUGUAAAUAUGAAAUGUGAUACUUGUUCAUAAGGAUGUGCCACUUGCACAGCGAUUGGGAUGGGUAAUUGUAACACAUGUGAUUUUGGAUACUUGUUCUAUAAUAGAGGUUGCUAUAUAAGUUGUCCAACUGGAUCUUAUAGAACAGGUACAACAUGUACAUCUUGUAUAUCAAAUUGUUCAGUUUGUAAUGAUAGCAUAGCUUGUUAAAGAUGUAAUGACUCAACUUUCUACACAGGAGUAUUGUGUUCAUCAAGUUGUUUAAGCAAUUAAUAUGGAGAUGCUUUAACAAGAACAUGCAAAUAAUGUGAUCCUAGUUGUUUGACAUGCUUUGGAGCUAAAAUAGACAACUGUCUUAGUUGCAAUACUACCUUCCUAUUUUCAAAUUCUUGUAAUUAAUAUUGUCCAGAUGGUUAUUAUGCUGAUUUAUCAACAAAGAGUUGUAAGAAUUGUCUCUCUACUUGUGCUACUUGUACAAAUCCCACAUCUUGUGCAUCAUGUACUUAAGGUUCAUUUUUAACAGGAACUCCCCCAUAAUGUUUAACAUCAUGUCCUGCUGGAUUUUAUGGAGAUUCUGGAACAAGAACCUGCAGAGCUUGUUUUGCAGGUUGCAGAACAUGCUUUGGUACAACAGCGGACAAAUGUUUAUCAUGUUUAGCUAGUGCUAGUCCUAGAUUGUUCUAUUUUAAUUAUUCUUGUAAUUAAACAUGUCCAGAUGGAACAUUCCCAAAUACUUCAAAUAGUAAUUGCGAUUCUUGUAAUUAAUUUUGUGGUAGAUGUGUUGAUGCCACUGCUAAAUGCACUUUAUGUAAUACAAAUAGAUUCAUGAGUCCUUUGAGUGCUGAUGCUAAUUCACCAUGUUUAACAGUUUGCCCUUAUCAAUACUUUGGAGAUAAUAUUACAAGAACUUGUGUAUUAUGUGCUACAAAUUGCAGAAGUUGCACUAAUUCAGCAGCUAAUAGUUGUACAGCAUGCAUGAACACAAACAUCAAUAAUUAUCAAACUAAUUUCUUUUUGUCUUAGAAUAGUUGUGUAGGAUAAUGUCCAAAAUAAUUAGUGAUGAAUUAGGAUGGAAGUUCUACAGAUUAAUAAUUAUAUGGUGAUAUUACAUCUGAUCCUUUCUCUUAUAACUGUGUGUCAAGAUGCCCUCCCCUAACAUACAGAAAUAAUUUAAUUAUGAUUUGUGAGUAGUGCCAUGUUUCAUGCAGAACUUGUGAUGGAAUUAAAGAAGAUUAAUGUUCAGGCUGCUUUACAGGGUUUUAUUUGUAUAAAGGAAUUUGUUCAUCUGGAUGUCCUGCAGGUACAUACUUGUAUUCAGUGACUUCAUCUUGUGUAGAAUGCAAUUCAAAAUGCAAGGAAUGUGAUGGACCCAAUGCCACAGAUUGUACUGCAUGCUCAUCACCUUUGGUUAAACAAGGUAGAGAAUGUUUGGAUAAUUGCAAUGAAGGGUAUGUUGUAGUAGAUUAAGUUUGUGUUUCUUGCCAUUAUACUUGCAAUUAAUGCAUAGGUAAUGACAUAUAAGAAUGUAUUUCCUGCUCUCUAGGAUUAUUCCUUCAAAAAUUACAAGAAAGUGACCCAAGUGGCAAAUGUGUUUAAAGUUGUAAUUCAUCAUACUACCCUGAUACUAUUGAUAAUACUUGCAAAGUUUGUCAUUCAACUUGUGUCACUUGUUUAGGUCCUGAAGAGAAUGAUUGUAUCACUUGCAGUGGAUCGUUGAUGUUUAUGGAAGGAAUCUGUAGUGAUACUUGCAUAGCUGGGUACUAUUUGAAUAUUAAUGAAUGUGGAUAAUGCAAUUUGUCAUGCAGAACUUGCAAUGGUCCCAAUUCUAAUUAAUGUUUAAGUUGUAGUGAUUAACUGUUCUUGUUUAACUCUUAGUGUUUAAUCUCUUGCAUUGAAGGAUACUUUGAGAAUGAAGUUAACCACUCUUGUGACAAGUGUCUAGAUAAUUGUUUGACAUGUACAAAUAGCAGCACUUGCAAUGCCUGUGAUAUUUCCAAGUUCUUCUUAUUAGAGGAAUAUUGUUACGAAUAUUGUACUUCUGGAUUUUACUUUGAUUCUGUUCAAAAAAGCUGUUAAAGUUGCUAUUCAUCAUGUUUCACUUGUUCUGGUCCAGAAAGCAAUCAAUGUUUAAGUUGUGAUACAGAUUAAUUCUUAAAAGUGAAAUUUAAUUCUGAUACUAGUUAAUAUGAUUGGACAUGUGAAUAAUAAUGUGGAGAAUUCUUUUCUCCUGAUAUCUAAAAUGCUGUUUGUUUGUUUGAUAAUUGUGAUACUAGCUGUUCUACUUGUUUGAAUGAUUAACCUACUACUUGUAGAUCAUGUAAUAACUUAAUUCUGUCCAAUUCAAGAUGUUUGGCUGGCUGUUAAGAUGGAUACUUUGUAGAAAAUAAUUCAUGCAUCCUUUGCAAUAGAUUAUGUAAGAUUUGUAAUGAUAAUUCAACUGUUUGUUCAUCCUGCGCAGAUAUUGCUUUGAGAGUUGACGAUUCCUAUUGUGUUAGUACCUGUCCAGAGAAAUAUAUCAAGCAUGUUAAUUAACCAAUUUGUGUUGCAUGUGUUGCUAAUUGUUAAACAUGUGUAUUUGAUGAAAAAUUAGUUGGAUCAACAAAAUGCCUUAAAUGUGAAUCAAGCUUUUUCGUUGAUUUAAUAUAUGAUUCUAAAAAAGCACUAAUAAAUGUACAAUGUUAAACCUAAUGUCCAGAUGGAAAAUACAAUAACCUUGAUUCAUAUUAAUGUACUAAUUGUGAUUGGACUUGUAAGACUUGUUCAGAGUCAACAAGUUUAGACUGUAAUUAAUGUGGUACAGUAACUCAUCCUAAAACAGGUGCUAUCUAAAUUAGAUAUAUGGAAGAAGGCAUUUGCAAAAUAACAUGUUAUGCUGGUUCAUAUGCAAACAUUGAUGAAAAAAAUGGAAAUACUUGUUUGGUUUGUAAUUCAAAAUGUAAGACAUGUUUUGGAGUUCUAGAAACUAAUUGUAGUAGUUGCUAUUCUACUACUUAUCUUUCAGUUGAUGGUAAAUGUGUAAAAGAUUGCUCAACUGGUUAUUAUUCCAAUGAUUCCAAUUAGAAAUGUGAAAAAUGUUAUACUGGAUGCUCUAAAUGUGAUGGUAUAAAAUCAACACAGUGUUAAGCUUGUGAUAAUGGAUUCUAUCUGUAUAAAGAUACUUGUUAAACAGAUUGUCCAGAUGAAUAUUUUAAAGAGGGUAAUAUAUGUUCUGAAUGUGACAAAUUCUGUUAUAAUUGUACUGGAAAAGAACCUAAUUAAUGUAUUUCAUGUCCAAGUGAUCUUUAUUUCUAUCCUGAGGAAAAUACUUGUUAUAUCGAAUGUCCUCUUAGAUCAUUCCUUAAUCCAUCUACAUUCUAAUGUUAGAAGUGUCAUUCAUCAUGUCUCACUUGUACAAAUGAAAAUGAAAGUAGUUGUUUAUCAUGCCCAUAAAAAUAGGCAGAUACUGAUAUAUAAACUUAUUUAUUAGAUGGAAAAUGUGUUUAAAAUUGUGGAAAUCAUAAAUUUGGUGACCCAGAUUCUUUGAAAUGUUAAGAAUGUGCAAUAUAAUGUACGAGUUGUUCAAUUAGAAGUAAAAACUGUAUAGGAAGUUGUCCGGCAAAUAGAUUAACAGUACCUUAAUGUGAUUGUCCAACAGGAUAUUUAAUAGAUUCUCCUGAUGCAGUUUGUGAAUAAUGUUAUUAUAAAUGUUCAACAUGUAAUGAAGCAUUUAUCAAUUGUUUGAAAUGUGCAGCUAAUAGAAAUUAAGAUGCACCAUUUUGUUCAUGUCCUCCUGGAUACUUUGAUGAUGAAGAGAAUAAGAAUCCUAUAUGUUAACCUUGUGCUUGGUAAUGUGCUACUUGUCAAAAAAGAAGUGAUUUAUGUAUUACCUGCAAAGGAGAUAGAGUAGGUUCAAGUUGUGUUUGUCCAGCUGGAAAAUAUGAAGACUCAUCAGUUUAAAAAGAAAUGUGUUCUACUUGUGAUCCUACUUGUUCAACUUGUGCAGUAAAAGCUAAUUAUUGUAUAACUUGCAAAGGAAAUAGAUAUUCAGUAAUAUUACCUGAUAAUCCAAUUUAUAAAUUAUGUUUAUGUUAGAAUGGACUUUUCGAAGAUGGUAAAUCUACAAAUUGUCCUUAAUGUGAUUUCAAAUGUACCACAUGUAUAAGUUCAAGUUCUAAUUGUUUGAGUUGUAGAGGAGAUAGAAUCUUAGGAGAACAAUGUACUUGUGAAUCUGGAUAUUUUGAUGAUGAUAUCAAUGAUAAAUGUUAGAAAUGUGAUUUACAAUGUGUCACUUGUGAUAAAAAUGGUUGCCUAACUUGUGCUGGUAAUAGAGAAGGUCCUGAUAUUAUAAAAAUGUGCAAUUGUCCAGCAACAGGAAUUGAUAGAAGAUAACAUGGAUAUUCUGAAUGUGGAACUUGUGAAUAUGGAGUACCCUAUAUAAAAAUGAAGGAUACUUUAGACUCCAUGAAUAUUAUUCUUGGUGGAAUUUUAAUGUUCAAAGGAAUAAAUGAUCCCACAAUACCAAGUAGAGAGGUCUGUCAAAAAUUAUUUAAUGAUGAUGAUUUUAUCAAGUUAGGAAGUGGUAAACCUCUCUGUAAUGUGGAUCCUAAUAAUUAAAGAUAAAUAAUUGUAGUUUUUGGAAAUAAUGCUUAAUUCUUAAUAGGAGGUACAAUCACUUUGAAUACAAAAUCAGUUUUAGGUAGAAAAGAUUGUUCAGGAGUAUUCUACACUAAUUUCUUUGCUGCAAAAAUUAAUGGUCCUGAUGUUCCUGCAGCAGCUUAUGUAAAGUUUACAGGACCUUAAUUUAGUAAUUUAUGUAGUAAGAUCACAUUCUUCCCAAGUCAGGUAUUUAAUGAUGGUGGUCGAGGUUUGACUAUGAAAUCAUGGUCAAUAGUAUCUAUUGAACCAGAUAACUCUAGUGUUAGAGGUAGAAUACAAGCUUUAUUUGAUAUUGCAAAUACUGCCAAAAAUAACAAAAUUGAAAUACCACCUAUGUUUUUAUCAGAAUAUUCUAAAUAUGUAUUUAAAUACACAUUUGCAAACUUCUUAAAUACAGAAUUUAGUACAGAUUACACUAUUUCUACAACUACUUAUGAAUCUCCUUAUGUUUCAAUAGAAGAACUAGCUCCACAUGUUUAUUAUACAAAUGCAAGAAUCAAAUUAAUUGGUACUAUAAUUCAUCAAAGUUGUGUCUCUGGAACUACAGAAAUCAUAGCUUCAACAGUGAAUUAUGAGUGGGUUUCAAAUAGAGUUAGUAAGGGAGAUGUCAGUUCAUAUCUUCUUUAAGAUACUAACUCCCUUGUGGGUAUUAAGUCUCCAGAUGUUUAAUUUAUUUAACUUGAAAUCCCUCCUUAUUCUGGUAGAGGUGGAUUUUCAUAUGAAGUUACUUUGAUAGCAACCUUAACAACUAAACCUAUUUCAUCAAAUUAUACAGUAGAUAUCACCCUGCUAAAUUAAGGAUUAUAGGUGGAAAUUGAGGGAGGAAACAGAAUGAAUGGAUAUGCUGUGCCUUUGAAUGUUAAUGGAUGGGCCAAAGAUCCCAAUAUUAAAACUGAUUAAAGUGUAGGAAUUGAAUUAGUUUGGAAAUGUGUCAAUCUCAAUACAAAUCUACCAUGUGCUGAUGUCUAUGACUAAGAAAUACCUCUUAAUAGGACUAACUCUUAGUUUGUAGCAGCCAAAAGAUUCAUACCUUACAAUGCUUAUAAUUUCUAUUUGAAUGGAACUAAAGGAGAACUAUUUGAAGUAGCUUAGGCAGUUAUUGUUAUCGUUGAAUUAGACAUUCCUGUGUUAGAAUUAAAACGACCUGAAUAUUUAACAUCAAAGAGAGUUAAUAUGAAUCAAGAAAUUAGCAUUAAAUUCCUUUAUCCUACAAAGAACCCAGACAGUUUGUUUUAUGGAGGUGCAAUUGUAUAUGAUUUCAAUGUAGUGGCAACUCUGAGAUUCUUCUUUACAUCAAUAACAAUAAAAUUCUGGGAUAGUUUCUAUGAUUUAAGUGAUCUUGCAUAAUUAGGAUUUAGAGCAUCAGUCUAUAAUCCUCAAUUCUUUAUGCCUUCUACUACCACUUUAUUGAUUAACAUUAACAUACCUCCUCGAAAUUGUAAAUUGAAUGUAUCACCAAAUAAUGGACUAUCAUUUGAUACUUAAUUCACAAUAAAGGUUAGUGAUUGUGAGGAUAGUGAUACUCCUUUCACAUACAAGUUUUCAUUCUAUUAUUCCCCAACGCAAUACAACAUUGAUAUUUUGAAGGCUUCUUCAUUGAAUCAACUUUUACUACUUGAUUAUUCAAUUGACAAUGAAAUAACAACAAUUUUACCUAAUCCUUUAAAAGAUUCAGCUGUAACUUAACCAUUCAUUAUUUUAAUGGCCUCAAUUUCAGAUGCUUUAGGAGCUUUAUCUAAUCUCACAUCUUCUGUAGUAGUAGGAUUGAAUUAGGCAGAUCUAAAACAUAGACUUUAGGUUGCUGAGUAUUUAAAGAAAAGAGAACAAUAAGAAGAUAAAUUCUCUCCAUUACCAUAUUUCUUUAGAUCAAGAUAAUUAGCAGAAGUUACUUAUGCUACAGAUAGAUUCAUUGAAUUAUAUUAGAAUAGAACUAGUAUGUCAAUUCCAGAAUAAAUUAAUUUAUUAAAUCUACUGGCAAUUGGUGUCAAAGAUUUAACUAUAGAUGAUCCUUCUGCUGAUCAAGAUACAAAUGAAACUGCAAUAAUAAAAGAAGAAUAAAAUAAAUUACUUACUCUCAAAUAGAGUAUUUUGGCAUCACUUAAAGAAAUGUAAUCAUAAGAUGUAAGUGUUGCUACAAAGAGUUCUUUAACUAAAUCAAUUGAAGAAUUAAUGAAUGAUGAAGAUAUAUAAUUAAGUAUGAGUUCUGAAGGUAUGGAUGCUGAAUUAGAUAAAGCAGAUACUAUUGUUUCUACUAGUACUAGUGGAGUUAGUAAUCUUCAAGGUGAUAUUGAAAAUGGUAAUGUUGACUUUAAAUCCUUCAGAGAGAAAGAGAAUCUCUAAAAUGAUAUUAUGAGAACUGCUGGUUUAUUAAAUGGACUAUUAGCAGCUGGUUAAAAUCAAAUGGAUUCUUUAGAAACUACAAGUACUACUAAUACUACUACUACCUCUAAUGAAACUGAUAGUAAUUCAACUAAUGAAGCUGAUGCUGCUUGGUAAAAAAUGAAGGAUAAUAAUGCUAAAUUGUUUAAAGUUUAAGAAUCCAUCAAAUUUGGAUUAACUUAAACUGCUGAUCCAAAUGCACCUCCUAAAGUAUUUUCAGGAGGAUCCUUUUCUAUGAAAUCAUCUAUUGCUACUCCAUCUAAAAUGGCUGAAUAUAUGGCAGGUUCAGAUCCAACUAAAACAAAAAAAGAAAUUAAAAUUAGUGAUGAUGUAGAAUCAAAUGAUGAUGAUGAAUCUACUAUCUAAACAGUUAAUUAUAAUUAAGCUGAAUUUGUAAAUAAUCCUUAUGCUACUGAUGAUUCAUUCCCAAGUAGAUCUGUACCAGCAUCUGUCUAAAAUAUUGAACCAAAAUUACCAAAUGGAUCAGUCAUUGUUCCUAAAUAACCUAUUCCUAUGUCCUUUGGAGUUACAGCAGCAAAAUAAGCUGCAAAAUUAAGAAGACUUAGAAGACUCUAUGGUAGAAGAAAUAUGCAAUAUUACUAAGAUCUAUAUGAAUUAGAUGAAGAACCUGAAAGUUAAUAAAUCUUCUGUAUAGGUAAAAGUGCAGAUGGAAGUUGGAGUUCAGGAGGAGGAAAUUGUAAAUCUGUUACUUAAAUUGAUGCUACUGGAGCUGUUACUGUUACAUGUUAAUGUGAAUAAUUAAGUCCUACUUCUGUAGGUGAUGCUAUUGCUGAUGCUUUAGCUUUUGAUAAAUUUGCUAAGGCAUUCUCUAUGGAAGCUUUAUUAGCCUUACUCAAUUUCCCAUUCUAUAAAUCAGUUAUUGUUUAUGCUUUAGCUUUCAUGACGACUGCUUUAGUAUUUUCAGUUAAAUAUGGAUUUAAAAAAGAUAGAGAAGAUGCUGAAAAGAAAUUACUUGCUCCUCAUUUUGUUGAAUCAGAGUAUAUCAGAAUUAAAGCUGAAGAAAAUUAAGCUAAACGAUCAGAAUAACAAAAAUUAAAAAUGGAGAAGCAAAAGCAAAUUGAACUAAAACUUCAAUAAGAAUAUGAAGAAUAAUUAAGAUUAUAAUAAGAAUAACAAAAAGAAAAUGAAGAAUAAUAAAAUAAUCCCGAAAGACAAAUCAAUACUAGUUAACAAUUCCCCUUAUAAGAUGAAGCUCCUGUUGAUAUUGUUAUGGUCUAACCUGAUAUUGAACCUGAUGAAUUGAUGAAAAUUAGAUAAAUGGAUGAAAUCAAAUUAGAAUAAAAUGCAGAUGCUCCUUUAAAGAGUGAGCCUACAUAUAGAUCUGAUUCUGAUGAUUCUGAUAAACCACCCAAUUAAGUGGUUUAUGAUGAAGAAGAUAGUGAAAAUAGCGAUAAUAUGGAAAGUCUCUAUGAAGUUCCAGAAAACAUUCUAGACUAAUAACCUGAUUAAAAGUAAAAAGAACCUGAAGUUGCUUAAUACUUUAAGUAACUCGAACCAGAGUUUUCCAAAUCUUCUUUUUCUAUUGCAACUAUCAAAUAAAAAAGUGUAUCUAAAUAAGAUUAAUCAUAAUAAAAAUAAUCAUCAUAAUAAUAAUAAAAAUAAUAAUAAUAAUAUUAAUCAAUUUCAUAAUAAUAAUCACAAAUUCUAUAAGAUUAAUAAUUAUAAUAAUUAAAAUCAGAAAGUAUUGCUGAUCUUGAAUAAUUCAAUUAAGAAUUAGAAAAACAAUUCCAAUAAUAAGAUUAACAAUAAUAGAAAUAAUAAAAUAAUAUUUUAUAACCACCUUAAUAUGAUAUGGGUGAUAGCUAAUAAUAUGAACUUCAUCCAGAAUUAAAAGAUUCACCUAUUAUCAAUAAAAAAGAUAUGGUUACGCCACCCUUCUGUCCUGAAUUAUAAUCAAAUGAUUUACCUAAUCUUUAAGAUGAUGAUGGUUGUGCACUUAGUGCUAUAAAAAUUAAUGAUAUAAAUCAACCUGCUCCUGUUAAUUAAGAUGAUUCAUUUGAAAAAGAUGUUAAAGAAGCUGGCUAAUCUGAAAUUAUAAAACCUAAACAAAAGAAAAAAUCAACUACUAGAAAGAGAAAGAGAAAUAAAAACAAAACUUAAAAUUAAAAAGACAAAGACAAAGGAAAAGAUGUUUUAGACAACUCUACUGAAGAAGAAGAUCUAAAAGAAGAGCCAGAACCAACUUAUGAAAUCAAAGAAUAAAUGGUUCAAUAAUGGCAUAGGGAUUAUAAACGAAAGAAGUUCUUAGAAAGUGGAUGCUCACUUAAAUUUUCCCUUGCUAAUGUUCUAUUAUUUAUGUCACUAUUCCACAAAAUUUUAUGCAUCUUUUUACUUUUUGAAAGAAGAUUACCUCGUCCCAUCAGAUUUUGUGUUUUGUAUAUGACCAUACUAAAUACUUGCUAUAUUAAUAUAUUCUUUUAAGUGCCUUUAGAACCUUUACAAUCAAUUAUAUUCAGUGUUUUCUCGGCUAUAUUAUCUAACUUUGAAAUGUUUGUUAUUUUGUUUUUAAUGCCACAUAAAGUCUUUGUUGUUAGAUAAAUUGGAUGGGGAAUUUUUAUUUCUUUAACUACAUUGUUAAUUUACUUCAUUCUUACAGCCAUGGCCUUUGAAGCUAAUGAUUCUGGUGGAGAUAUUACUAGAUCUAAUAUGUGGGGUCUCAAUUUCAUUAUUGGAUUCUUAAACACUCAUUGUGUAUCAGAUCCCAUUAAAUUAUUAAUCGUUUUCAAAGCUGUUCAACUAAGUUUAUCUGGCGCAACUGGUCUUUUACAAACGAUUUUAGUGAAAAUAUUUGUCAAUCCUGCUACAAAUAUUUUCUUUGAGAUGAUAGAAGUAUGAGAAAUUAGCAGAAAUUAUGAGAAAUUAUAACAUAUUAAAC